UGAAAGUGCGGCUUGAAAUAAGUCACAUUUUCCAAAUAUUUUACGCUAUAAAAACAAUAAGAGAACGAUGUAAUAAUGGGUUCGAAUUUCAAUUUAUUUGACCAUGAAUCCGAUGUUAAUUUGGUCGACAGAGAGGAUGUAAGCACUGCCGUGCCAGAAGGUGAAGCAGUAAAUAAAACCUUAGAAGACUUUAUUGUAGUGACAAAAAAAUCUCUCGGCGAUGAUGACAAAUUGCAUCUCUCAUGCCCCCCUCCUGCAGCUUACACCAGAGAACCUGGUUUCAUUCCAUUUCACAUACCACAUAGGAAGCUUUUGGAGAAGAUCGAACACAAAAGAGUUGAACCAGAACCCUUGACUGGUUUCCAAGAGCUUCAGAAUGAAAUUAUAAGGAAUAAAAGGAAACACAUAACUGUGGAAUUACCACAUACGACAAAGCGCGCAGACACUAGAGCUCCCAGAGCUAGCAUUAAAAUUGUGGAAGAAGAUUCUGAUACUACUAUUGCGAGUACAAAGAAGCCAAAAGAAGUGAUUCAGGUUGUAGAUCAAAAUGAAUGGAUAAAUAAAAUGCGAGUUGCUAAGGACGGUUCUUUCGUUUACAUGACCUACGCAGUACCCAAGUCGCACGAACUGUUCAAUCCCUAUGCUUUUAGUAUUGUGCCGUAUCAGAAGGUUGAUAAAACCAACUUUUUCACGAUGAGCGCCAGAGGUGUAAUGCAACACAUCGGCAACGAAGUGAUUUUUACCUCGUUGGAUAAAUGGGAGAAUGAGUACAAAAUGUACUGCCGGUUGAUGGACAUUCGCACGUUCUUCUAUUAUAGAAAGUGGAAGGCGUUCCACGUUUGGAGUAAGACCAUUCUGAGGCAGAAAAUUAAACAUUCUAAGAAACGUUUGGAAGAAACUAUGAUGCUGAUGGAUCCUAUUUUGAGACAGGCAUUGUUGAGCAUUCAAGGGAUGUGUUAUGUGAUGACUUUGACUACAUUCAGCGAUUGUACGCUGUACGAGGACAAUUGGUUGUUCUAUUUUAUAGAAAGCCAGUUUGAUAAGCUGCAAUUUGUUCGCAAUAAAAUUGAAGAUUAUCAUGAUGUGGCCAAGGAGAUCGUAUCAAACGCAUGUCAUAGAGCUUUAAUCUACAGAGGUUUUGUGGUCGAUGAAAGAAUCGUAGAAGAUCCUAAUGAUCGUGGACGAAAGAGACAACACAAAGUUUCAUACAUUGAGCAAGCGGCUAAGAAAAAGUUUUGUAGGCAUUUGACGAGAUUCAUCACUUUAGCUGAUUAUUUAACCAUUACAAUGCUGCAUCAACUAAUAACCGGAUCGAUCGAUUUGCUUCUGUAUUAUCUAAAAUGGCACACGGAGUUUAUACCACCUCAAGAAGAAUUGGAAGCAACUGAACCUUUGAUUAUGGAUAUUGAAAGACCAGCUGGUGCACCACAGGCUCCGUAUUUUAUUAAAUACAUAAGAGUGCUUCCCAACAAAAUUUUAUUAGAUCCAUCGUUAGAACUGACACUAAGUUUGCUCGCGAAAAUAUUUACGAUGUGGGAGCAAUGUGUAAAAGUUGUUCCUACUUUUGUCGGUGAUACAUACUACGCUGCUUUUACCACGCCGAUAAUUAAUGAGAAAGUUGAAGAUCGAAUUUGCGGUUGGGGUCCAAGCUUGCAGUUCUAUUUAGAGGGAGACCCGCAUUUGGCCAGUCUUAAAGAGGAAGUCAACAGCUACUUUAAACGUAAUUAUGACGCCGCUUUUACUUAUCUACACAGAUUUGACGGUAUCAGCCAAUUUUACGCCGAAGAUGUGUUGAUUACCACGGAGGACAUUCAAAAUGAACGAAGCCUCGAGAAAUUCAGAUACUUAUGUGGAAGAUACCACAGUGAAAUCAAUUUGAUUGAAAGCAUUUAUCCAUCCCAAUCGAUGGGAGUAAUACACAUCAACCUAAAAAAUUUCUCCGAAGUGUGCCUUCCGGAAGCAAAAAGAUUGCUCGAACUUCUAGAAACUGUAUUACCCUGGCUGGGCAAAACGAAAGUCGAAGAAUUAAUUAAAGAAAUCGAAGCCAUCGAGGAGUUUUUGCACCAGACCCCGACGACGACGACAGCGUACGUCAAGUAUCUACAAUUCGAAAUUAGGAGCGCCAUCAAGUUGGACGUGAUGGAGGACGAUUUGGAUUACUGCAAGGAAUUGUACGACAUAAUGGAGGAGUACGAAAUCACCAUACCCUUCGAGGACAUGCAGAACUACCUCGGUCUGAGCGUGGCGACGUCGAAUUUGAGGAAUUUCGUCGAGAAAAAAGUCGAAGAAGUGCCCAAAUUGAUUAAGCUAUUUAACGAUCAACUUAACAAAGAUAUCAGCUUGCUGAUCUCCGAAGUUGGAAGUAUAAAGGAUGAAUGUUCGAAUCCCUGGCUGUACGAUAUAAAUUCAGAUUUCGACGACGUAAUGGAAUUUUUGAAUGAUUUAUAUCAGCGACUACAAGCUUGUCAACGUCGCGCGAUGGAAUUCAAAGAUUACCAAAGAGAAUUCAAGAUGGAAAUGACGCGAUUCGAACUCAUGGAAGAGGUCCUAAACGACGUAAAACUUCGCAUUCUGCUGUGGGAAAGCGUGGAUUCCUGGGCGAAGACGAUCGAUGAAUGGUACCAUGUUCUAUUCAACACUUUAAACGUUGACGAUAUGAAUGUAUUUAUUGCAAAAAAUUUGAAAUACGUUACACAAUUGGAGAAAGGUUUACCGCCCAAUUUGAUCGUUCCCAAGUUUAAAGAUGACGUUGAACUAAUGAAAGAUAAAUUACCAGUUGUGUGUAAUUUGAGAAAUCCAAAUCUAAAAGCUCGCCAUUGGAUACAAAUCGAGUCACUAUUGAACCACAAGUUUAAACCCGAUGAUAUCGUUACUUUGGAAGUAUUGGAGCAACUGGGUGUGUUCAAUUAUCCCAAUGAAUUAAUGGAAAUAUCCUCGCAGGCUAGUAGCGAAGCGGGAUUGGAAAUUUUACUGAAAAAGGUGGAAGAAUUGUGGAAAGGCUUGGAAUUCCCCGUCAACAUGCACAAAGACCAGAAAGACGUAUUCGUUCUCGGUAACUUGGAAGAAGUGCAACUCGUUUUGGACGAGAGUCACAUCAACAUGACCACUAUAGCAAGUUCCAAACAUGUGGGACCUAUAAAACCACGAGUGGACGAAUGGGUUAAAAACCUCGAUAAAUUCUCGAAGACAAUGGACGAAUGGUGGAUGUGCCAACAAAGUUGGGUUUAUUUGGAAAUUAUAUUCUCCGCUCCGGACAUUCAAAGACAAUUACCUAACGAAUCCAAACUAUUCAUACUUGUAGAUAAAUCGUGGAAGGACAUAAUGAGAAGAACGCAAAAAAUGCCUUUGGCUAUGGAUUCCGGCCUCUACCCGGGAUUGUUGGAAGCUCUGCAGAGAAACAACAUGUUGUUGGAACAAAUCAUGAAAUGCUUGGAAUCUUACUUAGAAAUCAAGCGCGUCGCCUUCCCGAGAUUUUACUUUUUAUCAAACGACGAGCUGCUCGACAUUUUGGCGCAAACCAGAAACCCCCACGCCGUUCAGCCUCACCUGAGGAAAUGCUUUGACGCCAUUUCCAAGCUAGAAUUCGGCGUGAAAAUGCCAGACGAACCCAUCGAAGAAUCCAGCAGUAAGAAGAAGCACACGCAACCGGCCGAGCCAAUUUUGACCAACGACAUCAUCGCCAUGCUCAGUCCGGAAAACGAACGAGUCGUAUUAGGAAAAGGCUUAAAGGCCCGAGGAAACGUUGAAGACUGGUUGGGCAAAGUGGAGGAAAAUAUGAGGAUAUCGUUGAAAAGAUGUAUGAAAACAGCUCUGGCUCACUUCAUGGAAGCACCGAGGCCCCAAUGGGUGCUUUGUCACGCUAGCCAGAUUAUUCUAUCUGUAUCGCAAAUUAUGUGGGCGAAAGGCGUUCAUGCCAUAUUCGACGGGCCCGGCAGCGAUAAAGCGAAAGUCAGGAAAAUGGACGCUUACGAGCAAAAAAAUAUUCACGAGCUCAACGAACUGGCAGGCUUGGUCAGAUUGAGUUUGACUUCAGUGGAAAGAAAAGUCGUAAUAGCUCUCAUAACUAUAGACGUACAUGCCAGAGAUACCAUUCACAAUAUCGUGUUGAAUAAAACAACUAACAGCCAAAGUUUCGACUGGUUGAAAGUUCUAAGGUACUAUUGGGACGAGGGAAUCGACGACUGCAUUGCUCGAAUGUCAAGCGCUUGGUACAAUUACGGUUACGAGUACUUGGGAGCAUCCGGAGUACUGGUAAUUACGCCGUUAACUGACCGGUGUUACCUCUGUUUGAUGGGAGCUUUGCAAUUAGAUCUUGGCGGUGCUCCUGCCGGUCCAGCAGGGACGGGUAAAACAGAAACUACUAAGGAUAUGGCGAAGGCACUGGCUAUACAGUGCGUCGUAUUCAAUUGCUCAGAGGGAUUGGAUUACAAGAUGAUGGGGAGAUUCUUUUCCGGAUUGGCGCAGUCUGGAGCCUGGUGUUGUUUCGACGAAUUCAAUAGAAUCGAUAUUGAAGUGUUGUCCGUCAUAGCGCAACAACUUAUAACGAUUAGAAACGCUAAAAUAGCCAAACAAUCUAGGUUCAUGUUCGAAGGUCGAGAAAUCAAAUUAAUUCCAAGAUGUGCAGCUUUCAUCACAAUGAACCCUGGAUACGCAGGACGAACGGAAUUACCGGAUAACUUAAAGUCAUUAUUCAGACCCAUAUCGAUGAUGGUACCGGAUUACGGCCUGAUCGCAGAAGUAAUUUUGUAUUCCGAAGGAUUCGAAUCGUCGAAAACCCUUUCGAGAAAAAUGGUAAACAUGUACAAAUUGUGUAGCGAGCAACUCUCUCAGCAGGAUCAUUACGAUUUCGGGAUGAGAGCGGUGAAAAGUGUCUUGGUAAUGGCGGGAGCUUUGAAACGCGCGACUCCCGACAGAAACGAAGAUGUUGUGUUGAUUUGCGCUUUGCGGGAUAGUAAUUUGCCCAAAUUCUUAGCAGACGAUGCUAUAUUGUUUAAAGGUAUAUUAGGUGAUCUUUUCCCGGGCGUCGAGCUGCCCGUUCCCGACUACGGGCUGUUUCAAUCAACCAUAGUAGAGUGCAUGAAUGAAGCCAUUUUACAACCAGAAUUCUGCAUGAUCAACAAAGUAAUUCAGCUCUACGAAACCAUGAUAGUGCGUUGGGGAGUAAUGUUAGUGGGACCAACUGGAGGCGGAAAAUCCUCCAUACUCAACACGUUGAUGAGGACAUUGAUCAGAAUGUACGAAAUGGGGGUUUCCGGUGGCAUGUUUCGACCCGUCCGAACGUUCAUCAUGAACCCCAAAGCAGUAACGGCAGGUGAACUCUACGGAGAGGUUAAUCCCUUUACUUUCGAGUGGAGAGACGGCCUCAUGGGAAUAAUGAUGAGAGCCGCAGUAACAUGUACACUAGAGGAACAUCAGUGGAUUGUGUGCGAUGGACCCGUGGAUGCUGUAUGGAUAGAAAAUUUGAAUACAGUAUUAGACGACAACAAAAUGUUGUGUCUCGCCAAUUCAGAGAGAAUUAAAUUGACCGAAUGGGUCCAUAUGGUAUUUGAGGUUGAAGAUUUAUGCCAAGCAUCUCCUGCUACAGUAAGCAGAUGCGGAAUGGUGUAUGUAGAUCCUGGAGAAAUAGGAUGGUUACCGUUCGUUAAAUCAUGGAUAAGCAAAGUUAACGACUCAUUGUUGAGUGCAGAAAUGAAAGAAUUUCUCUUGGGUUUGUUUGAACUCUACAUCGAUAAAGCGUUGGUAUUUAUGAAGCGACACGGACAUUCUUCCAUUCAACAAGUUGAUAUCAGUAAAGUUAGUAUGGUGUGUUCGUUGAUUGAAAGUAUUCUAAGAAUGCCAGGUGCUAUGGAAAAAAUAGGAGAAAAGAGUAAAGUCCGCAAUUUCUUGUGUCAGACAUUCAUCAUGGGAUACAUGUGGGGCCUCGCGGGUAACUUAACGGACGUGAGUAGGGAGAAAUUCGAAGCGAAGGCUAGCGACCAGUUUGGAGAAAAUCCUGACGCAAAAGUACAAUCGGGUUUCGAUCUGUGGGAAAUAUACAUGGACAUAGGCGUGCACAAAUUACAACCGUGGCAAAAUAUCAUUCCUGUGUUCCAAUACGAUCCGCUAACUCCGUUCUUCGAAAUGUUGGUGCCGACUAUGGAUACCAUACGUUUUGGCUACGUUAUGGAAAGAUUGUUGUACAUCGACCACCCGGUGUUUUUAACCGGCGACACCGGCGUGGGGAAGUCCGUAGUGGCUAAAAACUGCUUAGAGAAACUUCUAUCGACAGGUUGCUUUGCCACGGCCAUUAUGAAUUUUUCAGCUCAGACGAGCAGUCCUAGAACGCAGGAAAUAAUCGAGUUGAAAUUGGAGAAAAAGAAAAAGACUUUACUGGGUGCUCCUGUCGGGAAGAAGAUGGUAGUUUUCGUCGAUGACGUGAACAUGCCUAAAUUAGAUACUUACGGGUCUCAACCGCCUAUUGAAUUGUUAAGACAAUUCUUGGAUUACGGCGGAUUGUACGACAGGGAAAAGCUGUUUUGGAAGCAAAUACAGGAUCUCAUUAUUGCGGUUGCGUGUGCUCCACCAGGCGGAGGAAGAAAUCCGUUAACGCGGCGAUUUGUUCGGCAUUUUGGAAUGUUGUUAAUUCCACCACCCAGUGAAAUGGCUCUAAAAGUUAUAUUUAAGUCAAUUUUGAGGGGAUUUCUGGCUGAUUUCAUUCCCGAGAUCAAAGCUAUUGCAGAUGCUAUGGUAAACGCAGCAGUGGAUAUUUACCAAAAAAUCGAAAGCGACUUAUUACCGACACCAGCGAAAUCGCAUUACGUAUUCAAUCUCAGAGAUCUUUCCAAAUGCAUCCAGGGCAUUACCCAAGCAGAUUCCGGCAUGUUUAGAGAUGUGCCUUCCAUGCACCGAUUGUUCUAUCACGAAUGCUUGAGGGUGUUCCAUGAUAGGCUUAUUAACGUUGAAGACAAAACCUAUUUCUUUUUGUUGAUGAAAGACAUAUGCUUGAGGAAUUUCAAUAAUGGAGUAUUAGAACUACCAGACCAACCCUUGAUUCACGAUCCGCCGAUGCUGCUGUUUGGAGAUUUCAUUAAUUCUCCUCCGGACGCUGAAGUGAAAUUUUACGAAGAAUGUAAUGAACUACCAAAAAUCAAACGAGUAUUGCAAGAAUAUCUGGAUGACUACAACUUGUCUACACCCAAGGAAAUGAAGCUCAUAUUCUUCAUGAUGGCCAUUGAGCAUUGUUUCCGCAUAGCAAGAAUAUUAAGAGCCGAACGAGGUAAUGCGUUUUUGGUUGGUGUUGGAGGAAUGGGAAAGCAAAGUUUAACUAGAUUGGCAUCGCACGUGACCGGUUAUACAUGCUUCCAAAUAGAACUAACACGAAACUAUGAUCACCAAUCGUUUUUCGAUGACCUGCGCAGGUUCUGUUCCCAUGCUGGCGUUAACUACCAAAACACUGUAUUCCUCUUUACGGACACUCAAAUUACCCAGGAGGAAUUUUUAGAAGACAUCAAUGGUCUUUUGAAUUCAGGUGAAGUGCCUAAUUUAUACGAAGCAGAAGAACAGCAGAAAGCUAUAAUUGGAUGCACGAAUGCUGCAAAAGAAGCUGGUUUAGACGAAACUAACAGGGACACCGUAUUUAAUUUCUUCAUUAGUAGAGUUAGAAGUAAACUGCAUUUGGUCAUUUGCAUGAGCCCCGUCGGUGAAGCUUUUAGACGACGUUGUCGCAUGUUUCCAUCGUUAGUAAAUUGUUGUACGAUAGAUUGGUUUGAAAAAUGGCCAAGGGAAGCUCUACUUUCCGUUGCGGAGACUGAAUUAGAAGACACAGUUGGAAGGAAAAAUGCUGAAAAAAUAGCGCUCAUUUGUGUUAUAAUGCAUGAGAGCGUUGAAACGACAACGGUAAGAUUUUACGUGGAAAUGAGAAGAUACUAUUACACUACCCCUAGCAGUUACUUGGAAUUGAUAAAACUGUACAAAAUUUUGAUGGAAUUGAAGCAAGAAAAUAUUGGUAAAACCAGGGACAGAAUUGCAAUGGGUCUAAACAAAUUAUUGGAAACAAACAACAUGAUCGAUGAUAUGAAAGAUACAUUGACCGCUUUGGGACCGGUAUUAGCCCAAAAAUCGAUAGAUUGUGAUGAACUCAUGGUAGUUUUGGACGUUGAAAAAGAAGCUGCUAAUAAAGUAGCCGUAGUCGUGAAAGCUGAUGAAGAAAUAGCAAGAAAAAUAGCAGCGGAAACACAAUCUAUAGCUGAUGAUGCCCAAAAGGAUUUAGAUUCCGCUCUGCCAGCAUUGCAAGCCGCCACGAAGGCGUUACAGUCUCUAAAUAAAAAAGACAUAGACGAAGUAAAAGUAUUUCAGAAACCCCCAUUAUUAGUAACAGUCGUGCUGGAAGCGGUGUGCUUGCUGUUGGGUAUAAAACCCGAUUGGGCCAAUGCGAAACAACUUCUAGCCGAUUCCAAUUUUCUGAAAAGAUUGCAAGAAUACGAUAAAAACCGCGUAACUGACAACUUGCUGAGAAAGUUGAAAGUCUAUGUGGACAAUCCGGAUUUUGUGCCGGAGAAGGUGGUAAAAGUAUCAAAAGCGUGCAAAAGUUUGUGCUUAUGGGUUCGAGCUAUAGACAAGUACGCAAAGACAUUCAGGCUCGUGGAACCAAAAAGGAAAAGAUUGAAGCAGGCGGAAGUUGAACUAGCUCAAGUAAUGGCAGUUUUGAAAGAGAAACAAGCGAAAUUGGCCGAAGUCGAAGGAAUGAUCGCGUCGCUGCAAAACCAAUUCGAUCAGACCAUCGCAGAGAAGGAAGCUCUGAUAAAUAACAUGGAGCUCACUGCUGCGCGAUUGAAUCGAGCCGGUAGACUCAAUAUCGCUCUUGCCGAUGAACAAAUCAGAUGGGAAGAGAGCGUUAAGAAAUUUGGUGUUCAAAUGGAUAAUUGUCUGGGCGAUGUUGCUAUGGCCGCAGCAAAUGUGGCUUAUUUGGGCGCUUUUACCAGCAACUACCGUUACGAGCUUACAUCUAUGUGGGAACAAAAAUGUAAAGCAUUUAAAAUCGCUUGUACAGACGGUUUUAGUUUAAUUAACGUGCUAGCAGACCCGUACGAUAUACGGAUGUGGAACGCUUGCGGCUUGCCCAGAGACAGCGUCUCCACAGAAAACGCCAUCCUAGUAACGAUGGGGAGCCGUUGGCCUCUGAUGAUCGAUCCCCAGGAACAGGCGAACCGAUGGAUUCGAACUAUGGAGAAACCGAACGAAUUGAAAAUCAUCAAAUUAACCGAUUCCAAUUUUAUGAGAGUGCUCGAAACCGCUGUACCGAUGGGGUGGCCGGUUUUACUGGAAGAAAUUGGCGAAACUCUAGACCCCACUUUGGGGCCCAUACUGUUGAAGCAAACCUUUCAACAUGCAGGAAGAACUUUGAUUAGAUUGGGCGAGAACGACGUUGAAUAUAAUAGCAAAUUUAAAUUUUACGUUACGACGAAAUUGUCUAAUCCUCAUUAUUUACCGGAAAUUUGCAUUCAAGUCACCAUUGUAAAUUUCACCGUCACCAAAUCUGGAUUAGAAGAUCAAUUGCUAGCUGAUGUAGUGAGACUUGAAAGGCCCGAUCUUGAACAGCUUAGAUCAGAACUCAUUGUUCGCAUAAACACAGACAAAGCGCAGCUGAAAGGGAUUGAAGACAAAAUUCUGUAUUUGCUGUAUCAUUCGGAAGGAAAUAUUUUAGAUGACGAAGAAUUGAUAGAAACUUUAAACGACAGUAAAGAAACCUCUGCGAUAAUCGAGGCACGUUUAAUCGAAUCUGAAGCUACGGAGGAGAAGAUUUCGAUAGCUAGAGAAAAAUAUAGGCCGGUUUCAGCUAGAGGUUCUGUGCUUUACUUUGUUGUAGCGCAAUUAGCUGACAUAGAUCCUAUGUAUCAGUUUUCCCUGAAAUAUUUCAAUCAAUUAUUUAACACCGUCAUAGAAAUUAGUGAAAAAAACGAGAACUUAGACAUUAGAUUGCAAAUUUUGAUUAAAGAAAUAACUGUGGCGGUUUACGUGAACGUUUCCAGAGGUCUUUUCGAAAGGCACAAGUUGAUUUAUAGCUUUAUGUUGUGCGUUUCAAUAUUGCAACAGAGCAAUGAAAUAUCAGACGGACAAUGGAAUUAUUUGCUUAGAGGACCCGUAGGGACGAAAGUUGGUCUUCCAAAAAAACCCGACAGCUCUGCUAUAACAGAAAUAGUUUGGCACGCUUCGAAUUAUUUGGCAUCGACUUACCCCCUUCGUUUCCAAGCACUUCCUUCGGAUUUAGAAACGCUAAUUACGAUUAAUAUAGGAGAUAUGGAAAUGCAACUGCAAUUGAAUGAAGCGUUCACUACACCGAGCACGGUGAACUGGGACGAUAUAUUAGAAGAUUUCGACAAACUUAUGUUGGUAAAAACCAUGCAAGAAGAGAAAUUGAUAUUUUGCAUAACUCAAUUCGUCAGAAUGAAGCUGGGACAAACGUUUAUCGAAAGCCCGAUGGUUUCGAUAAAAAUGCUCUAUCAAGAUACAUCCAACGCUAUUCCGUUAAUCUUUGUCCUAAGCACCGGUUCAGAUCCCACCGGAGCUUUCCUCAAGUUUGCCAGCGAUAUGGGAUUCCUGGAAAGGGUUCGGUCGAUUUCGCUAGGACAAGGGCAAGGUCCCAUUGCCGAAAAAUUGAUAGAGGACGCUCUCGAAACUGGUGACUGGAUACUUUUGCAGAAUUGCCACUUGGCCACGUCCUGGAUGAUAUCGUUGGAGAAGAUCGUGUUGAACAUUGCGAGGAUGAGCGCCAACAUCAACGAAUCAUUUAGAUUGUAUAUGAGUUCCAUGCCGUCUAAAGCUUUUCCCGUGUCUGUGCUUCAAAACUCCGUCAAAGUUACCAAUGAACCGCCCAAAGGACUAAGAGCCAACGUGAAGAGGGCUUUCGUGGAAAUGGAGAAGGACUACUUCGAAGAUAAUGUUUUGGGUCAAAAAUGGAAAACAAUGGUUUUCGGACUGUGUAUGUUCCACGCUGUAAUCCAGGAAAGAAAGAAAUUCGGGCCUUUAGGGUGGAAUAUAAUAUACGAAUUCAACGACAGCGAUAGAGACUUUGCGUUUAAUUCGCUUAAAAUGUUCUGCGCAGAAGGAAGAAUACCUUGGGAUGCUCUUGAAUAUCUCACAGGAAAGUCAACGCAACUUUUCUCUGAAAUAUAAUUAAUCGUGUUAUUCAAUUUUUAGGUGAAAUAACGUACGGCGGAAGAGUUACAGACCAUUGGGAUCUGAGAUGCUUAAAGACUAUUUUGAAAAUUUUCUUUUGCGAAAAAACGUUGAAUCCGAAUUACGUUUACUCGCCAUCGGGAAUUUACUAUUGCCCCGUUUUUACAACGAUUGAGGAAUACAGGGAGUUUUUGGACAAACUGCCCAUUAUUGAGGCUCCGGAAAUAUUCGGCAUGCACGAAAAUGCAAACAUUGCUUUUCAGAUCAAAGAGACUCAAACUAUAAUAAAAACUAUCAUGGAAAGUCAACCGAGGGCCGGAGGUGGCGAAACGGGGAGAUCUGCAGAUGAUAUUGUUUACGAACUAGCUGAACAAAUUAUUGAAACAGUUGCUACUGGUUUGUCUUUGGACAAUGUCAAUAUUUAUAUGUACCGGAAAGACAAAAAAGGAAGGCUACCCUCAUUGUCGACUGUGCUAAUUCAAGAAGUGGAUAGAUUUAACAAAUUACUGACGUUGGUGCACACUUCGUUAGGACAAUUGAAGAAAGCGAUAAAGGGGUUGGUUGUUAUGUCUGAUGCCUUGGAAAUGGUGUUCAAAGCAUUCAUGAACAACAUGGUGCCUGAUAUGUGGAAUAAAAUUGCUUAUAACUCGCUUAAAAGUCUCGGCAGUUGGACCAGAGAUUUGAUAUUAAGGAUCGAUUUUAUUUAUAUGUGGGUAAGAUACGGAAACCCUACGUCCUAUUGGAUAUCGGGAUUUUAUUUCCCGCAAGGAUUCUUAACGGGAGUUCUACAAACCCACGCAAGAAAAUACAACCUGCCCAUCGACGAACUAAAAUACGAUUUUAAAAUAUACAACCUCGUUAUUGAGCAGGAAUCCAUCAAAACUGCACACGAAGUAGCCGAUAAAGAGGAUUAUGAAGCUUAUGGUUUGUACGAAGUACCGUUAGACGGUGUAAUAGUACACGGAUUAUUCUUAGACGCAGCUAGGUGGGAUUUCAAUACUAGAUUACUGGCAGACGCCAGACCAGGCGAAAUAAAUCCAGCACUGCCGUGCUUGUGGUUUAGGCCAACAGUAUCAUUACCGGAGAAUGAUACUCGGUACGUUUGCCCUUUGUACAAGACGUCGAUUCGCGCGGGCAUACUCUCCACCACCGGCCACAGUACCAAUUUUGUAGUUGCGGUAUUAAUUCCAUCUAAAUUUCCGCAAAGUUUUUGGAUUUUGAAGGGGACCGCUUUGUUGACUCAAAUUUCUGAUUAGUUUUUUUGGAUCUUAAUAAGCGCAAUUCCUUAUUUCUUUUUAUCUGUUUUAUUGUGCGUUUUUUUGUAAUAUAUUUACAUUUUUUUU
This is a messenger RNA of Phyllotreta striolata, 12497 nucleotides long. NCBI's taxonomy places the organism in Eukaryota, Metazoa, Arthropoda, Insecta, Coleoptera, Chrysomelidae. The record is from the annotation of a GenBank genome assembly.